Penaeus indicus is the source of this 2652-nucleotide messenger RNA. Its product is annotated as hornerin-like. NCBI's taxonomy places the organism in Eukaryota, Metazoa, Arthropoda, Malacostraca, Decapoda, Penaeidae. The record is from RefSeq and is a predicted model, not a curated record. Gene Ontology annotation, cellular component: extracellular region. Gene Ontology annotation, molecular function: chitin binding. The transcript is spliced from 3 exons. The coding region runs from base 1 to 2652 and encodes 883 amino acids.
AUGAAGACCAUUAUAAUUUUGCUGGUGGCAGCAUUGGCUGCUGGUCAACGAUUUCAGCAGACAGUUCCUGAUGUCGCUGUGAAACUUGCUGGUGCAGGUUUCUUCCAAAAGGGCGGCUCAUUCUCCAGUUCCAGUGCUAGUAGCUUCCAGAGGAAUAAUGGAUUCCAGAAUGCAGGAUUCGGCAGUAAUUCCCAGUCCAGUUUUUCAUCUGGGAACGUCGCUAGCAGUAGCUUCUUUACUCCUAGCAGCAAUGGCGUCGGUCCCAGUGGACGCUUCCAAUCAGGCUCACAAGGCUCUGGAUUCACGUCUAGUUCUUUUGGAAGUGGAUCCCAAUUUAGUUCAACAGGAUCAUCAGGCAGCAAUGGGUUUGGGUUUGGUUCCUCAAGAGGAUCUGGAACACAGUUUGGUUCUUCUCUUGGCAGUGGAAUUCAGUCUGGUUCUCAGACUCCUUCUGGAAAUAGUGGCAAUUUCCAAUCCAGUACAUUUGGCAGUAACACUGUAAAGCUCUCCACAGGUGGAUCCGGUUCUACCUUUAACAGUGGCUUUGGUUCUGGUUCUUCCAGUGGUCAGUUCCAAUCAGGCUCAUCAAGUGGCAGUGGAUUUGGGUCUAGUUCCCUUAGCAGUGGUUUUGGGUCUGGUUCGGGCUCCUUCAGCAGUGGAGCUGGUUCUUCCCUCAGCAGUGGAUUUGGAUCUGGCUCUUCCAGUGGUCAAUUCCAGUCAGGCUCAUCAAGUGGUAGUGGAUUUGGGUCUAGUUCCCUCAACAGUGGUUUUGGUUCUAGCUCCUUCAGCAGUGGAUCUGGUUCUUCCCUCAGCAGUGGAUUUGGGUCUGGUUCUUCCCUCAGCAGUGGAUCUGGUUCAAACUCCUUCGGCAGUGGAUCUGGUUCAAACUCCUUCGGCAGUGGAUCUGGUUCAAGCUCCUUCAGCAAUGGAUUUGGCUCUGGUUCCCUCAGCAGUGGAUCUGGUUCUUCCCUCAGCAGUGGAUUUGGGUCUGGUUCUUCCUUCAGCAGUGGAUUUGGGUCUGGUUCUUCCCUCAGCAGUGGAUCUGGUUCAAGUUCCUUCGGCAGUGGAUCUGGUUCAAGCUCCUUCAGCACUGGAUUUGGGUCUGGUUCUUCCAGUAGUCAGUUUCAGCCAAGCUCAUCAAGUGGUAGUGGAUUUGGGUCUGACUCUUCACUUAGCAGUGGAUUUGGGUCUGGUUCUUCCUUCAGCAGUGGAUCUGGUUCUAGCUCCCUCAGCAGUGGAUUUGGGUCUAGUUCUUCUCUCAGCAGUGGUUCUGGUUCUUCCCUCACUAGUGGAUUUGGGUCUGAUUCUGGCUCCUUCAACAGUGGAUCUGGUUCUUCCAGUGGACAAUUCCAAUCAGGUGGUAGCGGAUUUGGAUCCAGCUCUUCUGGUGGUCAAUUCCAGUCAGGUUCAUUGAGUAGCAGUGGAUCUGGAUUUGGAUCUUCCAGUGGAAGCACCAAUGGAUUUGGGCCAAGUUCUUCGCUCAGUAGUGGAUUCCAGUCUGGAUCAUCUGGUUCUGGAGUUUCUUCAAUUUCUUCCCUUGGCAGUGGAUCACAAUCUAGUUCUGCAUUUGGUUCCAGUUCCUCUCUUGACAGUGGAUUCCAGCCAGGAUCAUCAUCUGGUUCUGGAAUUAGCUCCAUUUCCUCCCUUGGCAGUGGAUUCCAAUCUGGUUCAAGUUCUGGAUCCCAGUCUGGUUUCUCAUCUAGUUCUGCAUUUGGUUCCAGUUCAUCUCUUGGCAGUGGAUUCCAACCUGGAUCAUCUUCUGGUUCUGGAAUUGGCUCCACUUCCUCCCUUGGCAGUGGAUUCCAAUCUGGUUCAAGUUCUGGAUCCCAGUCUGGUUUCUCAUCUGGAUCUGGAUUUGGAUCAAGCUCUUCCCUUGGUAGUGGAUUCCAGUCUGGUUCACCAUCUGGUUCUGGAAUUAGCUCCACUUCUUCCCUUGGCAGUGGAUUCCAAUCUAGUUCUGGAUUUGGCACAGGUGCUGGAUCCCAAUCUGCUUUCUCAUCUGGUUCUGGAUUUGGUUCAGGUUCUGGAUCCCAGUCUGGUCUGUCCUCUGGAUCUGGAUUUAGUUCUGGUUCCUCCCUUAGUAGUGGAUUCCAAUCUGGUUCAUCUGGUGCAGGAUUUGGAUCAAGUUCUUCCCUUGGUGGUGGGUUCCAAUCUGGUUCAUCUGGUGCAGGAUUUGGAUCAAGUUCUUCCCUUGGUGGUGGAUUCCAGUCUGGUUCAUCUGGUUCUGGUUUUGGAUCAAGUACAAGUGGAUUUGGCUCAGGUUCUUCAAUCAUCAGUGGUUCCUCUUUCGGAAGUGGCUUCCAAGUUGAGCCUUUGCCAGCUGAUGGAGUGUUUGAGCCUCUGAAUCUCCCAGCUGGAGCCUCUCAACUACUGGGAAGAGUCUCAACCUCCUACUCCUGCCUUGACCGUCCCUAUGGAUAUUACGCUGAUGAAGAAAACUCAUGCCGUGUGUUCCAUAUUUGUUACCCAGCUCGUUUCUCUACUGGUGCUAUCGAAACCUAUCAGUACAGCUUCUUGUGCGGUGAGGGAUCUGUAUUCGAUCAAAAGGAACUCACCUGCAAGGUACAGGCUGAUGCUAUCCCAUGCCAGGAAUCCUCUAGUUACUACUACACAAAUGAGCAGUUCGGUCGCCCUGAAGAAAAAUCGCAAUAA